AUGUCGGAUCAGCUGGUGGCGGAGAGCCGGGCUCUAUUGGAGGAUUACCUCCAGCGCUGCCUCCGCCGGGACUGUCAGCCUCCUCCGAGCCCGGUGGCGCAGACCCUGUGGAGGGUGACCGGGGAGAUCCUCGCCAAGAACCGGGACUUCUACGAAUCGUGCGAGCUGCUCCCCGGAGAGCCCCGCACUACCCUGGAGCAGGUGGCGGCUCAGCUCCCGGAGGACGGAGGACUCAACUGGGGCCGGAUCAUCGGGCUCAUCGCCUUCGCCGGGGUCCUGCUGCAGAGACACAAGGCGGGGACCACCCCCGAGGAGCUGGCCGGCCUGCUGAGCACGUUCCUGGCGGUGCAGCACGGCGACUGGUUCCGGGAGCACGGAGCAUGGGAGGGAUUCCACAAAUUUUGUAGCAAGCAUGAAACUGGCCAGAUACAAGAUAACAGUAGGUUUUCCAAUGCCUUGAUGGCAGCUGCUGGUUUUGGGAUUGCUGGAUUGGUCUUUCUCCUGACCGUAAGAUGA
Staurois parvus is the source of this 516-nucleotide messenger RNA. Lineage: Eukaryota; Metazoa; Chordata; Amphibia; Anura; Ranidae. The record is from the annotation of a GenBank genome assembly.